Oncorhynchus tshawytscha (Chinook salmon) is the source of this 3717-nucleotide messenger RNA. Its product is annotated as myosin-8. NCBI's taxonomy places the organism in Eukaryota, Metazoa, Chordata, Actinopteri, Salmoniformes, Salmonidae. The record is from RefSeq and is a predicted model, not a curated record. Gene Ontology annotation, cellular component: myosin complex. Gene Ontology annotation, molecular function: actin filament binding; cytoskeletal motor activity; ATP binding.
AUGACAGCAGGGCAUUGGAGGUAUGUCUUUGGCACUGCCUCGUACCUCCGCAAGCCGGAGCGGGAGAGGAUUGCGGCACAGGUCAAGACAUUUGAUGCCAAAACAGCCUGCUUUGUGGCAGAUCUAAAGAUGGAGUAUGUCAAAGGCAAAAUCAAGAGCCAAGACAUCUCCAAGGUCAUAGUGGAGACUGAGGAUGGGAGGGUUGUCACAGUGAAUCCGGAUGACAUCAGCCCCAUGAACCCUCCUAAAUUUGCCAAGAUCGAGGACAUGGCCACGUUGACCCAUCUCCAUGAGCCAGUCGUGCUGUACAACCUCAAAGAGCACUACGCUGCCUGGAUGAUCUAUACCUACUCUGGGCUGUUCUGUGUGACUGUGAACCCCUAUAAGUGGCUCCCGGUCUACAACCCAGAGGAGGUGGCUGGCUAUCGGUGCAAGAAGCGCAAGGAGGUCCCACCCCACAUUUUCUCCAUCUCUGAUAAUGUCUAUCAGUUUAUGCUAGCAGAUCGUGAAAACCAGUCCAUCCUUAUCACUGGAGAAUCUGGUGCAGGGAAGACUGUAAACACCAAGCGAGUCCAGUAUUUUGCCACAAUCGCAAUGGCUGGAGGAAGUGAUAAGAAGAAGGAAAUCAAUGGAAAAAUUCAGGGAACCCUGGAGGAUUAAAUCAUCCAGGCCAACCCUAUGCUGGAGGCUUUUGGGAAUGCCAAGACAGUGAGCAACGACAACUCCCCUCGCUUUGGAGAAUUCAUCCGCAUCCACUUUGGAACAAACGGGAAGCUGUCCUCAGUUGAUAUUGAGACUUACCUAUUGGAAAAAUCCAGGGUAAUGUUUCAGCUCCUAACAGAAAGGAGUUAUCACAUCUACCAGAUCAUGUCCAAUAAGAAGCCUGAGUUAAUUGAGAUGCUGCUCAUCACCACCAACCCUUUAUCAGUCGGGGAAAUAACAGUGCAAAGCAUCAAUGACACAGAAGAGCUCAUGGCCACAGAUAGUGCCAUUGAUAUCCUAGGCUUCAAUGCAGAGGAGAAACUGACUGGUGCUGUGAUGCAUCAUGGGAACAUGACGUUCAAGCAGAAGCAGCGUGAGGAACAGGUAGAGCCUGAUGGCACUGAGGUGGCUGACAAAGUCACCUACCUCAUGGGCCUGAACUCUGCUGAUUUACUGAAGGCUGUGUGCUUUCCCAGAGUGAAGGUCGGGAAUGAAUAUGUCACCGAAGGACAGACAGUUCAACAGGUGAAUAACUCCAUGGGUGUCCUGUCUAAGGCAGUGUAUGAUAAACUGUUCUUGUGGAUGGUGACCAGAAUAAACCAGCAGCUAGACACCAAAUUGCCCAGACAGCAUUUUAUUGGCAUUCUGGACAUAGCAGGCUUUGAGAUCUUUGAGAUGAACAGCCUGGAACAGCUCUGCAUCAACUUCACAAAUGAGAAACUGCAAUAGUUUUUCAAUCACCACAUGUUUGUGUUGGAACAGGAGGAAUACAAGAACGAAGGAAUAGACUGGGAGUUCAUUGACUUUGGUAUGGACUUGGCUGCCUGCAUUGAGUUUAUUGAGAAGCCAAUGUUUUUUUUCUCCAUCCUUGAAGAAGAAUGAAUGUUUCCAAAGGCAACAGACUGCUCCUUCAAGAACAAACUCUACGACCAGCAUCUUGGAAAGAACAGCAACUUCCAGAAGCCCAAGUCUGCCAAAGCCAAGGCAGAGGCCCACUUCACCCUGGUGCACUACGCUGGCACUGUGGACUACAACAUCGGUGGCUGGCUGGAGAAGAACAAGGACCCACUGAAUGACACUGUGGUACAACUGUACCAAAAAGCUGCCCUGAAACUAUUGUCUCAGUUGUUUGCAACGUUUGUCUUAGUUGAUGCUGAUAGAAACCAAAGAGGAGCAAAAAAGAAGGGCUCCUCUUUCCAGACUGUCUCUGCACUUUUCAGUGAAAAUCUUAUAUCUAACCUGAGUCCCCAUUUUGUGAGAUGCAUCAUCCCAAACGAGACCAAAACACCAGGUAUAAUGGAUAAUCAUCUGGUUAUUCAUCAGUUGCGCUGUACCGGUGUGCUGGAGUGUAUCAGGAUCUGCAGGAAGGGGUUCCCAAGCAGGAUUAUAUAUGCUGACUUCAAGCAAGGAUACAGAAUAUUGAAUGCCAGUGCUAUCCCAGAAGGACAGUUCAUCAAUGGCAAGAAAGCUUCAGAGAAGCUUCUUGGAUCAAUUGAUGUUGAUCACACAUAUAAAUUUGGACAUACCUAUGUCUUAUUUAAAGCCGGUCUGCUGAGAAGGGAGGAGUUGCGAGAUGAAAAACUGGCCUCUCUGGUAACAGGCACUCAAGCACUGUGCCGUGGGUACCUCAUGAGAAAAGAAUUCUCAGCUGGCUAUAAAGAAGUAAGACAACCCAUCAAUUGUGUGUUCAUUCUGCAAUACAACCAUCGCUUAUUCAUGAACGUGAAACACUGGCCAUGGAUGAAGCUGUACUUCAAGAUCAAGCCCCUUCUGAAGAGUGCAGAUAGUGAAAAGGAGGUGGAGAAGAUGGAGGACUUCAUCACAUGUAAGUAGGACCUGGCAAAGGCCAAGAGAAAGGAACUGGGGGAGAAGAUUUCUCUGUUCGUGGAGAAACAAAACCUCAUGUCACAAGUUCAAUCUUUUUCCUGGGAUUCUGAAACUCUUUCGGAUGCAGAGGAGAGAUGUGAGGCUUUCUUUAAAAGUAAAAUACAGCUUGAAGCCACUGAAGAGUUGACCGAGAGACUGGAGGAUGAAGACAAAAUCAAUUCUGAGCUGACUGCCAAUAAGAGGAAGCUGGAGGAUGAGUGCUCUGAGCUGAAGAAAGAUAUUGAUAACUUAGAGCUCACCUUGGCCAAAGUGGAGAAGGAGAAGCAUGCCACUGAAAACAAGGUUCAUUUUUAUAUGAAAUUGCAGUAUCCAUCUUCUGGUCAGGAUGAGAGACAUUCCAAGUUGACCAAGGAGAGCCUCCAAGAGGCACAUCAGCAGACCCUUGAUGAUCUCCAAGCAGAGGAGGAAGUCAACACUCUGACAAAAGCAAAAGCUAUGCUUGAACAACAAGUGGAUGAUCUUGAGGGUUCUCUGGAGCAAGAGAAGACAAUUCCCAUAGACCUUAAGAGAGCCAAGAGAAAGCUUGAGUGUGAUAUGAAACUGACACAUGAAGCCAUAAUGGAUCUGGAGAAUGAAAAGCAGCAGUCAGAUGAAAAACUUAAGUAAAAUCAGAAACUGCUGAAACUAAAAAUUGAGGAUGAACUAACACUGAGCUCCCAGCUUCGAAAGAAGAUUAAGGAACACAAUGUUCGUAUUGAGGAACUCGAAUAAGAAAUUGAGUCGGAGCGCUCUGCUUGUGUCAAGAUAGAGAGGCAGAGGUCUGAUCUCUCCAGGGAACUUGAGAUCAGUGAGAGGCUUGAAGAGGCUGGUGGAGCCACUGCUUCUCAAAUUGAGAGGAACAAGAAGUGUGAGGCUGAGUUUCAGAAGCUGCGUCAAGACCUGGAGGAGUCCACCUUGCAUUACGAGUCCAUCGCUUCCGCUCUUCACAAGAAGCAAUCUUUUGCUAAGAAUGCCCUGGCCCAUAGUUUACAUUCAGCACUUCACGACUGUGACCUCCUCCGAGAACAAUUUGAGGAAGAACAGGAGUCCAAGGCUGAGCUGCAGCGCAGCAUGUCCAAGGCCAACAGUGAGGUAGCUCUGUGGAGAACCAAGUACGAGACUGCUGCCAUCCGACACAGAGGAACUUGA